ACAGUGCAGGAGUCACACCUGUAGGGCAGCGGCAGGUGAUCCGGGAGUUUGGAUAUAUACAAUUUGACAGACCACAAGGAUAUUCAUCAGCUGGCAGCUGCAGCUCAAUCUUUGUAAAUUGCAAGCAUCUCGUCUGAACAUGGAAUUCGAUAACAUGAAGUCCUCCGCCGCACUCAUUUAUGACGAGUUCAUCCAAAACGCAGACAGACGGACGGCGAGCUGGUUCCUUAUGUCGUCCCCUGUGCCCCAAGCCAUCGUCAUCGCAGCGUACAUCUACUUUGUCCAGUCGCUGGGGCCUCGGCUGAUGGAGAACCGCAAACCCUUCGACCUCAAAGGAGUCCUCGUAGUCUACAACUUCGGCGUGGUGGCUCUCUCGCUCUACAUGUGCUAUGAGUUUGUGAUGUCAGGAUGGGGAACCGGAUACUCUUUCGGCUGUGACCCGGUCGACUUCUCUGAUUCACCACAGGGUGUGAGGAUGGCGGCAACAUGCUGGCUUUACUACUUCUCAAAGUUCAUUGAGAUGCUGGAUACGAUCUUCUUUGUGCUGAGGAAGAAGAAUAGCCAGGUGACAUUUCUUCAUGUCUACCAUCACUCAAUCAUGCCCUUCACCUGGUGGUUUGGCGUUCGUUUUUCUGCAGGUGGCAUGGGGACAUUUCACGCCCUGCUUAACUGUAUCGUCCAUGUCAUCAUGUACACCUACUACGGCCUGACUGCUUUGGGCCCCAAAUAUCAGAAGUACCUGUGGUGGAAGAAGCACCUGACUACCAUUCAGCUGAUCCAGUUUGCGGUAGUGACCAGCCAUAUCUCCCAGUAUUUCUUCCUGAAGGACUGCUCCUACCAGUUCCCCAUCUUCGUCUACAUCAUCGGUUCGUACGGCCUGAUUUUCUUGUUCCUCUUCCUCAACUUCUGGUACCACGCCUACACCAAGGGCAAGAGGCUGCCUAAAGUGCUGCAGAAUCAGAAAUGGGAACACCACAGCAAUGGGCUUAUGAAUGGAAAUGCCAGUCAUGACAAAGAAGAGUGACGCAGGUCUCUGCUCGUCAGGGGGUGUCGGAGGGGGGUUGCCCUCGUUCAUGUAAGCAAAAUGCAUCGGAGAUUCCACUCCAAUUAGUUUGGACUGUAUUUUCUACUUGCAACUGCAAAAGACAAUCUUUGCUUUUUGACCAAAGCUAUAUAUAUAUAUAUAAGAGGUUUAUUGACUCAAGCUGAAGGGUUUUAUCUUGUUUGUUUACAAUGAAGGUAAAGCCCAAGUUCUGCUAUGGAAGUACCCUAAUAUCCCUCCGCUCUACUACAGUAUGGUUUUAAAAUAUUUCAAAAAAACUCAACUCCACUAAUCACACUGAUGGGGUUUCACCUAUGGUGAGACUGUGGGACCCACGGCUAUACAGUCAAACUGGGCUUCUUCAAAAAAGCUUCCAAUACUGAGAUUUAACUUCUGUGACUUGAUCUUACUUUUUUUUUUUUGUUGUUGUUUUAGGAAACCCAGUUAAAGGUUUUUAAAGUUGCGCACUGAAAAGUUUUGUUAUUUCACCUGGCCAAAAAAAAGAUUACUUUGACUAUUCAGUUGAUUCUUUUUUUUUUUUUUAAAAAUGGUAUUCAGGCUACACAUGUCCUGUUCAGGUUGUCGUCAACGAAUGGUUGAACAUGGUUUUUUUUUUUUUUUUUUUUUUAUAAAAACCUCUUAGGUUCUAUGACAUAUGCACGCCCACUUCUCUAUGGUUGAGUCACAACUGCUGCUGAUGGUACAGGCAUUCAGUGAAAAGAGCGAUCUUUAUACAGCAGAAUCAAUGUGUUCUCCAAUGAAGCUAUGAUGUGACGGAGAUGCCAGAGAGGAAGGCUGACCGACCUUUGGGUUCUUGUAGGAUGCAGAGCUUGAGCUAGUUUUACUACGUCCUCCUGGCAAAAUAACACUGUAUUAAGUGCACUAUAUAUAUGUAUGCACAAUUACAUGGAUUCACUAUUAGCCACCCAGAAAAGACAUGAGCAGCCUUACUUGCCUGCUUUUUAAAAAAGAAAAAGGGGGGG
Anarrhichthys ocellatus (wolf-eel) is the source of this 2025-nucleotide messenger RNA. It is a transcript of the gene elovl7a, whose product is annotated as ELOVL fatty acid elongase 7a. Gene Ontology annotation, molecular function: fatty acid elongase activity. The record is from RefSeq and is a predicted model, not a curated record. The transcript is spliced from 8 exons. Gene Ontology annotation, biological process: very long-chain fatty acid biosynthetic process; sphingolipid biosynthetic process; fatty acid elongation, saturated fatty acid. The coding region runs from base 140 to 1024 and encodes 294 amino acids. Gene Ontology annotation, cellular component: endoplasmic reticulum; endoplasmic reticulum membrane. NCBI's taxonomy places the organism in Eukaryota, Metazoa, Chordata, Actinopteri, Perciformes, Anarhichadidae.